AUGGUCUCGAGGCUAUUCACUCUAUCAGCCCUGUUGGGCCUUUCUAUUGGAGCCGCGAUUCCAAACAACAACGGGUUUCCCACACCCAAUGACCAAGAAAAGCUCCAGAUAGCGCAAGAAGCAGGAGGCCUACUCCCUGGUAGUCCGCCCCCUGAUUCACUUGGUGCCGGCAGCAUCACUGCAUUCCAGCUCAUCGCCUUCAACGAACUCUUCGAGACGGCGUACUUCAGCUCAUUGCUCCAUAACAUCACUUCUGGGGUUCCCGGAUACCAGGCCGAGAAUACAAACGAGUUGGUCAAGAUAUUCUCGACCGUGUUGGCUCAAGAGGAACAGCAUGCCCUUGCGGCGGUGUCUACACUCAAGGCCGUCAACGCCUUUGCACCGUCUGCUUGCCAGUAUCAAUUCCCCGUGUCGAACCUAAAGGAUGCGGUAAAUCUAGCCGAGACAUUUACGGCGGUUGUUCUGGGCGCACUUCAGGGGGCAAACGUCAUAUUCAGCCAGGACAAGCAGGCAGGCGCCGUCCAAAUUAUUUCUUCCGUCAUCGGUCAAGAGGGCGAGCAAAACGGCUAUUACAGAGUGUUUCUGGAUAAAGUGCCCUCUGAAUCUCCCUUCCUAACGACGGUCCCAGCCCCCUUUGCAUGA
This is a messenger RNA of Metarhizium acridum CQMa 102, 642 nucleotides long. RefSeq lists its product as uncharacterized. NCBI's taxonomy places the organism in Eukaryota, Fungi, Ascomycota, Sordariomycetes, Hypocreales, Clavicipitaceae. The record is from RefSeq and is a predicted model, not a curated record.